Molecule: messenger RNA, 1059 nt
Organism: Struthio camelus australis
Lineage: Eukaryota; Metazoa; Chordata; Aves; Struthioniformes; Struthionidae
Source: RefSeq, a predicted model, not a curated record
AUGGCUGUUGCUGAAGCCAUGUCCCCACUUGUUAACCUCACCUCCGGCAACCAGAGCAGCUGCAAUGUGCACAACCACCACUUCUCUGCCAAAAUCACCUUCUCCCUCCUCUACACCACCCUGCUGGUCUUCGGCUCCUGCGGAAACAUCCUGGCCCUCUGCAUCACCUUCCAGCGCAGGAAGAAGAAACUAAACUCCACCGACCUCUACUUGGUGAAUCUGGCCCUGUCUGAUGCCCUCUUCACCCUGGCACUGCCGGGCAGGAUUGCCUACUACAUCCUGGAGUUUGAUUGGCCCUUUGGGGAUUGGUUCUGCCGGGUUACAGCCUUCAUUUUCUACAUGAACACCUAUGUGGGCAUCUACUUCAUGACCUGUGUCAGUGUGGACCGCUACAUCGCUGUGGUGCGCACCAGGCACCCUGGCAGGAUCCGGAGGAUGAGCCGUGCCAGGGGUGUCUGCAUCUUCAUCUGGUUCGUGGUGUUCCUGCAGACAGCGCCGCUGCUUCUGCGGCCCAUGACACGGAGGAUGGGGGACAAGCUGACGUGCAUGGAGUACUUCAACUUCGAGGAGGUGCCCAAGCUGCCCUACCUGCUCUUGGGGGCCUGUGUGCUUGGCUUCUUCUUGCCUGUGGGCAUCAUCUUGGUGUGCUAUGUGCAGAUCAACCUCAAGCUCUGCCGGACGGCCAGGGAGAACCGACUGCCAGUGAAGAACGGGCACCAUCGCCGGGCCUUCACUGUCAUCCUGGUGGUGCUGUUGGCUGUCCUGCUGUGCUUCAGCCCUUACCACCUCAACAUCAUCCAGUUCAUGGUCAGGAAGAUCCUGUAUCAGCCGUCCUGCCACGAGCAGCAAGCCUUCAAGAUGUCCCUGCAAGUCACCGUGGCAUUCAUGAACCUCAACUGCUGCAUCGACCCUGUCAUCUACUUCUUUGCCUUCCGGGGCUACAAGCGGAGACUGCUCCGCAUAUUCAGGAACAGCGGCUCCACGGCCACCUCCUCCACUGCCAAGACCCCAUCAGAGAGCAACAGCAACAGCCAGCCACCCGGCUCCGUGUCCGUCUAG